Messenger RNA from Iphiclides podalirius (scarce swallowtail), 5160 nucleotides. The record is from the annotation of a GenBank genome assembly. Lineage: Eukaryota; Metazoa; Arthropoda; Insecta; Lepidoptera; Papilionidae.
AUGCAACAUCGGCUGCCUCAAGGGAAGCUUGACCAAUCAAACCAGAUAAAUAAUUUGGGAUCCAAGACCAUGCGCACCUCAGUUAUGAUGAGUAUAAUACUGCUCUCGCCGGGGCCGCAUUGUUCCUCGGUGGGGGCGCUCCCCGCGACGGGCACGCCGUCCCCCGCCGCCCCCCGGCUCCACGUAAAACGAUGCUAUUGGUUGGAAGAAGAAAGGAGCAUUGGUAAAGUUGUCGUGACUGCCGAGCGCCUAGCGAAGCACCACUCGGCGCGCGGGGAAUUAAACAACAACAUGAAAAUUAAAGGGUCCCAUUCGGCCCCGCAAGCGACGGUCAGUUUUGUCUUCCGGCGACACAUGCUGCAGAAUAGAAAGGCGUCCGCGUACAAAGCGGUCCUUUGCAUUUUUAAAAUCUCCACAUUCGCAGUGGCCUGCGGAGAAUGGAAAAAGUUAUGCUGUUUGACCGACAGUCGGAAUUCGAAAUCUUGCUCACGUUGUUUGUCGGACAAGACUGAAUUUGGAAAUGCUCGCGUUACCUCGCACGUGGAGAGUUCGGGUCGUCUUGUCAAAAAGGAGCAGAGAAAGGAGGGCAUUGUUUUCUUAAACAUUCCAACACAAAAGUCCUUUCAGUGGGGCGAACGAUCGCGCGGAUGUUUUCUAUUCUACGCCAGCGAAUCCAGUUGCGCAGCCGGCGUUAACGAAGUAACGCGGUGCUCAUUAGUGAAGAGAGCCAGAGGAUUUCGGUCGCUCAAGCGAACGCGUUUAAAACGGUCUUCGGAUUCGAGGCCGGAGUUGGUUUAUACUUUCAUCGAACAAGCAGUCCAGCCCGGAGCCCAGGUGGCCUUAAAGUGCUCGGCCGUUGGCGAGCCACCUCCUAGAUUUAGAUGGACUUUGGACAGUCAACCUAUACCACCUCAUCAUGGUGCGAUAAUUACUGAAGGGCGUGAGAGUGGACCUUCUGGCAUUGGGACGAACAACAACUACAUCCUGUCAACGUUGUCACUAAGCAGUGCCAGGGUGGAACAUGGGGGCCGGUAUGAAUGCCGCGCCACGAAUACUCAUGGUUCCGUAGCGCACGCAGCAAGGCUAAACGUCUAUGGGCCUCCGUAUAUUCGAGCAAUGAACCCCGUUAAGGCUGUUGCGGGCUCGGAAAUUACUAUCUGGUGCCCAUAUUAUGGAUUCCCGAUAGAUUCAGUGAAGUGGGAAGGUGGUGCCGGAGCUGAUCCGAGGUACCAUCAAGUAGAUGGCCAGCUGACUAUUACAAAUGUCGACCGUAAUCGCGACAAAGGCGGCUGGAUUUGUUCAGUCUUGACCCCCGGCGGGGAAUUGGCUAGACGUGAGGUCCAAGUAUCAGUCGUGUCGCCGCCAGUCCUCUCGCCGAUAGUAUUCCCACCCGGACUGCGAUCGGGCGACCGGUCACAGCUGACAUGCACCGUAACGUCGGGGGACAUGCCCGUUUAUUUUUCAUGGCUGAAAGACCAGAUGCCAAUAUCGAGCGUGCUCCAGGUCGACGAACGUGGCGCGGAAUUUUAUAGCAUGCUCCUGUUUAAAAGUCUUACUGCGGCACAUAGCGGCACAUACACAUGCGUUGUAACAAACACUGCGGGAAAAGCUAAUACAUCAGCUGAAUUGGCUAUCAAAGUUCCUCCAUAUUGGCAACUCGAGCCGUCGGACACAGCCGUUUUACUUAACGGUUCCCUUACUAUAAGUUGCGAGGCUAGAGGCCACCCCCCACCUACAAUUUAUUGGACUAAAUUUGCUGGCAGUACAGAAACCUCUUUGGGUGGGGUGUCAGAACCUGUCGUGCUUAAUAACGGUUCGUUAAGAUUGGAAUCAGCUCGAGCUGAGCAUUCGGGGCGGUAUCGCUGCAGAGCGGAUAAUGGGGUACCGCCGCCGUUAACGAAAACGCUAACCAUACACGUGAACGAGCCGGCGAGAUUCGAGACCCCGUCGGUUAACGUUACCGCGAAACUCGGGGAGACUGUAAGGCUUGCGUGUGUCGCGCGUGGCGAUAACCCCCUCUCAAUGACGUGGAGUAGUUCCGGUCGCGCUCUGCCAAACUCUGAUUAUCGGAUGAGCAUAUCCGAGACGCGGAGCGCAGAAGGUCUGAGAAGUGAAUUAGUUUUGGAACGCGCUGACAGAAGGGACUCUGGGGUAUACCGAUGUCAAGCGUCAAACCCUUACGGCCGGUCAGAUCACUUCGUGCACCUCGGUGUUCAAGAACCACCCGAACCACCCGCUAAUUUUCGCGUACUAGAAACGGCUUCUCGUACCGUUCGGCUACAAUGGCGUCGCCCGUACGACGGAAACUCGCCGGUGAUCGGCUACAUAGUACAAUAUCGGAAGCACGACUCGACGAGCCCCGAUUCUUGGAGAGACGCCGAUACCCACAAUGUCUCUGUAUCGGCGCAUUCAGAUACCUACACAGAGGUAGAAGGGGCUACGAUAUCUGGUCUAGAGCCGGCCACAGCUUAUUUAGUAAGAGCAAGAACUGUCACAGCACAGUUCGCUUCGACUCACACGAGGGCACUCCUGGCGUUAACUCUACACGAGCCUCCCUCCCGAGCACCAAUCAGCCUUCGCGCUUCGGCACCAAGACCUACAACUGUUGAAUUAGCGUGGCAGGCCCCUCCUGCAUCCACUUGGAACGGUGAAUUACUCGGAUAUACCGUUUGGUGGUGGCCAUCUGCUGAUGGCACUUUGGCUGGUGGCGCCAAUGUUGGGAUGGAGUUCGCGACGGUUCGGGGUCAAAUCAAUAAGUACACUAUCGAAGGCCUAGAGCACUACACGCGAUAUUCAAUAAGUGUAAGAGCAUUCAACAGCGCCGGGGCUGGUCCAGCUACAGCAUCAGUUAAUACGCUAACGCAAGAAAGUGUUCCAACAGAAGGCCCUCGGGCAGUGAGAUGUCGUACUGUGUCGCCUCAAAGCCUAAAAGUGGAGUGGUCACCACCACCAGCGCAUGCCCACCAUGGAGCCUUACUCGGAUACAAGCUACUGUACCGCCCUGAACAUACGACAGAUUGGCUGGAGUGGGAAGUACGUGGUGGCGGAGGUCUGAGCGUGGUCGCUGGUGCGGAGGUGAAGCGGGUGGCGGGCGUGGAAACGCUUUUGUUGGCACUAAGGCCGCACAUGAACUACACGAUACAGGCUCUAGCGUAUACAGCGGCGGGUGACGGCGUUCCCGCUCACCCCAUACAUUGUACCACACACCAAGACGUGCCUGGACCACCAGCCGCAGUGAAAGUGGUUGCAACGUCGGUAUCUUCUCUAGCAGUCAGCUGGCUGCCUCCAAGUCGACCCAACGGACCGAUUUUAUAUUACACAGUGUUUUAUCGCGAACUCGGAAGGGACAGGCCACCACAAACUACUACCGUACAAGCAGAAGACGGAGAAUCUUCCGUUGGCUUAGGCGGAUCGACCGAACUAAGGUCACUAUCUGAGGGUGCCACGUACGAAGCUUGGGUCGCUGCCCACUCCGUGGCUGGCGAGGGCGAGCCCUCCGCCCCGCAACCAGCCACGACUACAUCGAGAGCGACAGUCAGGCUGUUGUCAUUCGGUGUAUGGGCACGAGUUAAAUGCGGCCAUUCGUUGAAGUUGGCAUGCGCUUGGCGUGGCGAGCCUGCACCGAGGGCCCGUUGGCUGCGCGGUGACAGACCAGUGACACAUGACCCCAGGACGCAUUUGACGCCACAUGGACACUUGUCGAUACACGAAGUCGACGCUUCCACGAGUGGAAACUAUACGUGCGCUGCCCGUAACGCCUUCGGAUCAGAGGAAGUCACUUACCGUGUACAGUGCGCCUCGCCACCGUCCGCGCCAACCCUUACAUUAGACCACGCCGAACACAAGGAAGCGAAACUUACGUGGCGGACUACACACCACCCCGCUGCUCCCCCACACGGAUAUACAAUUUGGUGGACACGCGUAAGGGACGAUUCCGGCGAUGGACUAGACUCUAUUAACCCGCGUGGCGAAGAAGAACGCAGAUUGGAAGCCGGCGGAGAAGCAUCUAGUGUCAUUCUACGAGCGCUAUCCUGUGGGGCGACGUACUCCAUUAGAGCGGUGGCCCACUCGAGAGCUGGCCCCUCACCGUCAUCCGCUCCGUUACUAGUACGGACGAAGCCUCCAGUGUUAGUUUGGGAAGGAGGGGGAGAGUUAGAAGACCAGGGCGCUGAAGCGGCGGUUUGGAGCAACAGCAGCUCGCUAGCGGUAGACGCGAGGAGAGCAGUUCGUUGUGGCGCGAGGCUCGUCCGUCUGCAGUGGCGAAGAGCUGACGCCGGCAGCACGGUGCCUUGGAGGGACGCCGAUCUCACUUCGUUGCAUCAUCAUCGUGAAGUGGUGAUCAACGGUUUGGCAACGGGCGCGUGGUACGCUCUUCGUCUUUGGACGGCUACUGAAUCAGCUCGACACCAAGCGAUUAUCUAUGCAGCGACUACCACGCAUUCAGGCGAGAGACUUCGGCGGCCAGUAGCCUUCCAGUCUGAAGGCGGGGCUCCCCCUGCCGUCGGUGCAGCGGAUUCGGAACGGGUAUUAGGAGCCGUCUCGCUGGCGUUUGCCGCCCUCGCAGCCCUAGCAGUUGCCGCUUUACUUCUCGUUCUGCUGGCAAAGAGGAGUACGCUGUGGCCAUGCGGUGGACCCGUGGACGAAGAGGCGCGGCGAUGCAGCCACUCCGCUGCAAGCACUGACAAAUCCGUUUGCCCUGAACAGCAGAACAUUCGUAACUGCCAACAUGACUACAAGCACGACAAACUGUCGCCAGCAUCAGAUGUAUACGAAAUAAGUCCAUACGCCACUUUCGCCGUGGGCGGCGAAGCUACAGCCGCAACUUUGGACCACACGCUCCAGUUCCGAACUUUUGGCCACCGUGACAACGACGCCCCUCCGCACCGGCCUUGCAGAAAGCAUCCGCAGCGACAUCGGGACCGAGAAGUUGAAAAACAUCACUCCGACUGCGAGUUGCAACAGUUAAGUCGGUACGAGAAGGUAAGGCCAAGACAUUGUGCGGGUUCCUCAUAUUGCGUCCCCCUCACGCAUCACGGCGGUGGUGGCGGUAGCGCUGGCGGUGGUGGCAGCGGCGGCGGCUUCUCCGAGGUGUACGCGGGCGAUUCCAGCGUGGAGUCCGGCCCUGGAUCAUUGUCACCUCGCACGCACCACGAGCACAGC